UGAGCCCGCCGAGUCUUACUGUUUACACAACGCGAUAAUCCCUCAUUUAGAACUAUAAAGUGCUUCCUUGCACCAUCCCCUGGAUACUACAUCAUCAACUACUAUUAUAAACUUCUAGCAGUCGCCCGGGCAUCAGCGUGUUUUACAAUAGCGCCAGCUAUCUAUUUCCACGUUCCCACGAAAGAUAAAUCCCUUAGAGCACCGAGAUACAGGCUCUCUAUCUACAGAUUAUUCACCAUGUCUGAGCAUGUUUAUAAGUUUAACGUCAGCAUGAGCUGCGGCGGUUGCUCUGGGGCCGUAGAGCGUGUGUUGAAAAGACUGGAUGGGAUCAAAUCUUACAAUGUCAACCUUGACUCCCAGACCGCCGACGUCGUGACCGAGCCCUCCGUCUCGUAUGAUACUGUGCUGGCAACGAUCAAGAAGACAGGGAAGACUGUGAAUAGUGGGGAGGCAGAUGGACAAACAAUGAGUGUUUAAUAUCCAAGGAGGGUUACCUAUAGAGGAAGAGGUGUAUUAUUGACACGCCUGGUAGAUGUGUCUUAUUUAACUAACGACUCGGUAUGAAAUCGACAAUUAGGCUAGUAUCUAGUUUCUAUAGGGAUCUUGAUAAUUGUUAAAAUAUGCAGCAAGCAACAGGGAAAUAAAUCAUCCCACAAUAAUGAUUAAUAUUGACUUGAAAUCUUCAGGGGUAUCUUUGCGUUCAGUUCACUAGAAACAAAUAAUUGAGCUGACCACUUGUGGAAAACAUCUCCUUACUCCAAGUUCCGACUCCCCCAACCUUAACCCAAUCGACUUAGUCCACUAUCACAAUACUCUUUCCAUCUGCCACGGGAUGAGGGCGCUGUAGAUUCUCUCUGCUCCCUGUGACGUAUGGAGAAUAACGGUGUGCGAUCACCCAGUCUGGG
Penicilliopsis zonata CBS 506.65 is the source of this 905-nucleotide messenger RNA. RefSeq lists its product as hypothetical. The transcript has 3 exons. Bases 238 to 477 code for a protein of 79 amino acids. The record is from RefSeq and is a predicted model, not a curated record. Lineage: Eukaryota; Fungi; Ascomycota; Eurotiomycetes; Eurotiales; Aspergillaceae. Gene Ontology annotation, biological process: copper ion transport. Gene Ontology annotation, cellular component: cytosol. Gene Ontology annotation, molecular function: metal ion binding; copper chaperone activity.